Molecule: messenger RNA, 2038 nt
Organism: Megalobrama amblycephala (Wuchang bream)
Lineage: Eukaryota; Metazoa; Chordata; Actinopteri; Cypriniformes; Xenocyprididae
Gene: p2rx8
Product: purinergic receptor P2X, ligand-gated ion channel, 8
Exons: 12
Coding region: 379-1539 (386 amino acids)
Biological process (GO): response to ATP; monoatomic cation transmembrane transport
Cellular component (GO): nuclear inner membrane; plasma membrane
Molecular function (GO): purinergic nucleotide receptor activity; ATP binding; extracellularly ATP-gated monoatomic cation channel activity
Source: RefSeq, a predicted model, not a curated record
CAUACAGCGUAAGCUUUUUGAAGAAUUGUGGGUUUGAGCUCAGUGCUGGAAAUGUUGGAGGGGGGGAUGAGUGAAGUUUUAAUUACCUACAACUGAGAUGCCCUAACCCCCAAUCACUCCCCACAUGCAGCAAAAAAAAGGCUGCCCACUACUCUUGGUGUGUGUUCACGGUGUGUGUGUGCACUUGCAUGGGUGAAAUGCAGAGCAUAAAGACCAUACUUGGCCACACGUCACUUUCACUUUCACAUUCACAAUAUGUAGGAGUAUUAUGGAGAACAUGACAUGUAAAUUGUAAAGUGACGUGAUGCACAUGUCAGUGUGGGUCUAAAGAUGCAGGGCGUGUGAGCAGCACAUAAUUGUCCAGUAGCAGGAGCAGGAAUGGCUCAUUGGUGCAGUCGACAUCCAUUCUUUCUCUUUGAAUACACAACAAUCAAAUAUGUGGUCACGCAGAAUAAGAAAUUGGGACUCUUAUACAGAAUCCUUCAACUCACUGUCAUGGGAUAUCUCAUCGGAUGGGUAUUUGUGACAAAGAAAGAGUACCAGGCAAAAGAUGACACAAUCGAGAGUUCUGUGCGAACUAAAGUUAAAGGAGUUGCACGUGUCAACACAACAGAUUCAAAACUCUGGGGACCAGAGGACUACGUUUUCCCAGAACAGGGUGAGGGUUUUCUUUUUAUAACAACCAAUUUCAUUGAGACGCCAAACCAAAAAAUGGGCAACUGUUCAGAGAACCCCGCAAUACCAAAUGCAAAGUGCACUAAGGACGAAGACUGCAGAGAAGGAGAGGCUGUUAGGGCUGGAAACGGAAUUAAGACUGGCCUUUGUAUUAAUGGCACUUGUGAAAUAAAUGGCUGGUGUCCCACUGAAAAGAGAGAGCAUCCAGGCCCAGACACUGUAGUGAGACAAGCUGAAAACUUUACCAUAUACAUAAGGAACUUCAUCAGAUUUUCCCAGUUCAACUUCUCAAAAUCAAAUAUAUUAAACAAAAAUGAAUCACAUUUUAAAACCUGCGUGUAUGAUGAAAUUGCCGACCCGUACUGUCCUAUUUUUCGGCUGGGAGAUAUUGUAAGCAAAGCUGGACAUAGCUUUCAAGAAAUAGCUGUAAAGGGUGGUUCAUUUGGUGUUCUGAUUGAGUGGUCUUGUGACCUUGAUAAAGAUGCCUCAAAUUGCAAUCCUCACUACAGUUUUCUGUUUCUGGGCAGCAACAAGACAGACGGAUAUAACUUCAGAUUUGCAAAAUAUUUCAAAGAUGAUGCAGGACAGAAGCAAAGAACACUUUACAAAGUGUUUGGAAUUCAUUUAAACAUCAUGGUGUUUGGAACGGCAAGAAAGUUUAGUAUUAUUAAGACCAUCAUCAACAUAGCAUCAGUUCUUACUUUAAUGACUGCUGGUUCUUACUUAUGCGACAUCAUACUACUCUGCAUGAUGAAGAAGAACACUGCUUACAGAGACUCAAAGUUUGAGAGAAUACAAAAGAAUGACAAAGAAAAUCCAGUGGAAAAGAUGCCAGCGGCUCUGAAGAGAACGUUCAGUUUAUGAAAUUUGCAAUAAUAGCAAUGCUUGUAGUGUGAAAUAUGAGCAAAGUGCAUUGGAUUCAUCUCAUUCUGAGGCAGACAUUAUUAGCUGAAGUCUAGAAAUGUUAUUUAUAUAAUAUAUUGUAUGAUGUAUAAAUACAAUGGCAUAUUCAGAUUUAUAUUUGUAUUGGACUUCCUUAUGUUGUGUCUAAGUACAAACUUGAUGCAUGUUUAUCAAUCAGCUGUCAUGUUUUGUUUUUCAUUCACUUCCUUAAUUCUCAAUGUUAAAUUUGCUCCAUGAGAUAUUAAGUCUGUCUUGUAUUGUAAAUCCUGGUCCUUCACCACUUAAUUUACACUAAUACUAAGUCUAGCAGCAUUGAGUAUAAAUAAGUAGCAUAUAAGACUGACGUGACUCAAUACAUUUAUUGUAUAAACUUCAGAAGGUCAAUUAUAUAGUAAAUUAUAUUUAUAAUGGCAUUUUAACAUGAUUUUAGUCAUUAAACUCAUUCAGUGGAUUAAUCAUA